AUGGGAACAACUGCAGGCCGCAGGCAGGCAGCUCGCUGCCUCCUUGGCCGCCCCCAGGUGCAGCUUUUGCACCACCGCUCGGCUGUUUGGAAGACGUCGCCCCUUGAGCGGAGUGCUACCGCGUUAUCGAUUGGGAUGAAUUAUGUACCAUUUGCCAGAUGGACGACUGAGGAUCGAGCCACCUCGGCGGCAGAUGUUUCCCUGGGGUUUGAGGAUGUGAAAGCCCCCCUACUCCCCCUCCUUCGACAGAGACACAAGCGCAGCGCUUCGUACUGCGGCUGGGAAAGCCCCGCCGCCGCUUUCCCCCCUGACAGGUCGCGGCAGGGAAGGUCGGAGGCCGGCGAAGCCACUUCCACCUCGGCGGCUCGCCCUUCCCUUCCCGCCCUGCCCGUCCCGGCGCGGCGCCACCGCCACUCCCCUCGCCUCGCCCGGCCGCGCCUCGCCCUGCGGCCGUUGGGCCCGGGUAACGGCUGCCGCGAGCCCCCGCGGUGGGGAGAGGGGCCCGGGGCUUCUGCGAUGUGGCGUGGAGCGCAUGGCAGGGCUCGGGGCUGCCGCCGGGCAACCACCGCCCCCCGCCGCCUCCCGGCUCGCCGCUUCCUCUUCCACCUUCUUCUUCUUCUGCUCCUCCUGCUGCAGGCACCCCCGGCAGUUCAGUCCUCAAAGAGAUUUUUAAGAAGUGCGGGGUCAAGAUGCAGUAGCUUAAAAAUAGUGGGAUCUGCCACGUUUCCAGUUAAAGUUUAUGUCAAGGUGAAUCACAACAGUCCAUGUAUUUUAUGUGUUACACAUCAUCUGCGAAACUUAGAACUUAUUGAUCCAGUAUUUCAAUGGAAUGGACCAGCUGGUAGUCUUUCUUCAGAAAAUAGCAAUGUGCAAAUAUCACCAUCAGGAACUUUAAUAUUGAGGCACUUCAACCUGAGUGGAAUUUACACUUGUUCCAUUCGUUAUAAGCUAACAGCAAUGCAAACUGAUAAAAACCUCACAAUAAAAUACUUUAUUUAUGCUUACACUGAUCCUAAAAGUUACUAUGAGUUCACAGCCCGGUAUCACGCAGGCCCCUGCAACAGUUAUCAUAAUACUUCUUUUGAGAAAGCAUUGAUUCAGAUACUGAACAGACUUGUUGGUGAACUUUCUUGUGAGGUUACGUUAAUUAAGGCAGAGUGCCAUCAUGUAAAAAUGCAGAGAGCUGGUCUACAGAAUGUGAUCUUCUUUACAUUUUCAGUUGCUUGCUUAGACAGAGAAAAACACAACAGACCGUGUCAUCAAAGUGAUUGUGAUGCAUCUCAUAGACUAAAGAAGGCAAAACAACUUCUAGAGAGAUUUUUUAAGCAACAGGUGGCAGCUAGGAGAAGUUUUCAACAGUUGUCUGAAAUAUACUACAUUGAAGGUACUCUACAAACAGUAUUGAUUUAUCACUGCUAUCCAGGAUAUGGAAUGAAUGCUCUGGCACAUCCAGACUGUCCAGAGUGUUGUGUUGUAUGCAGCCCAGGAUCAUACAAUCCCACUAAUGGAACUCACUGUCUUCCAUGCAAGAGCAGUUUGAUAUAUGGAGCAACAAAGUGCUAA
This is a messenger RNA of Calypte anna (Anna's hummingbird), 1563 nucleotides long. RefSeq names its product zona pellucida binding protein (gene ZPBP). Gene Ontology annotation, cellular component: extracellular region; zona pellucida receptor complex; acrosomal vesicle. The transcript has 9 exons. Gene Ontology annotation, biological process: acrosome assembly; binding of sperm to zona pellucida. The record is from RefSeq and is a predicted model, not a curated record. Bases 1 to 1563 code for a protein of 520 amino acids. Lineage: Eukaryota; Metazoa; Chordata; Aves; Apodiformes; Trochilidae.